UCUUAAUCCGACAAAACUCCAUGAUACGCCUAUGAUCAAUGUGGCUCCAGGCUCCGGUUCAGGAAGGCCAGAUCCUUCCCUUGAAAUAUCCGACUAUCACUAAAAUCCACCCAAGUCCAUUAACAUCCUGCAAUAUACACAUAAGUCUUCGUUUUCAGCGCCGCAGGCGAAAAUUGUGAGAAAUUUAGAAG
Meloidogyne enterolobii is the source of this 191-nucleotide messenger RNA. Lineage: Eukaryota; Metazoa; Nematoda; Chromadorea; Rhabditida; Meloidogynidae. The record is from the annotation of a GenBank genome assembly.